Pediculus humanus corporis (human body louse) is the source of this 210-nucleotide messenger RNA. RefSeq lists its product as uncharacterized. The coding region runs from base 1 to 210 and encodes 69 amino acids. The transcript is spliced from 2 exons. NCBI's taxonomy places the organism in Eukaryota, Metazoa, Arthropoda, Insecta, Psocodea, Pediculidae. The record is from RefSeq and is a predicted model, not a curated record.
AUGCCUGUCGGUGGACGAGUUGCUGGAAAAAUAGGAUACAUUUCAAAUUCUUCGAGCGGUUCGUAUCGAAGUUACACGGGUAUAAACGAAGAAAUAAUAUGGACGUGCAUUGGCAUGUCCAUAGCCAUAGCCGUACUCAUAACUAUGGCUCUUUGUUAUAUAGCACGUGAAAAAUGCAGGAAGAGAAAUGAAUAUUAUAUAAAUGCUUGA